Colius striatus (speckled mousebird) is the source of this 4616-nucleotide messenger RNA. RefSeq names its product glypican 4 (gene GPC4). Gene Ontology annotation, cellular component: synapse; plasma membrane; cell surface. Gene Ontology annotation, biological process: regulation of protein localization to membrane; regulation of signal transduction; cell migration. Lineage: Eukaryota; Metazoa; Chordata; Aves; Coliiformes; Coliidae. Bases 54 to 1931 code for a protein of 625 amino acids. The transcript is spliced from 9 exons. The record is from RefSeq and is a predicted model, not a curated record.
CUGCCGCCCUCCCCGCCUCUCUCCUCCUCCUCCACCACCACCUCUACCGCCCCAUGUGCUUCCUGCCUGGCCAAGUUUGCGGAGCGCGGCCGCACGCCGGGCCAGGGGAGCGCAGCGGCAGCCGAGCGAGGAGCGCGGCAGCGGGCGCGGCUGCUGCGCGGCGCGGCGGGGCAGGCUCGGCGGAGGGCCGGCUCCGGCCUCGGGCCGCUCUCGCCCGGCCCCGGCGGCCCCUGCCGUCCCGCACCAUGCCGCGGCGGCGCGGCUGCCUGCCGCCCCUCCUCUGCACUUUAGCCGCCCUCAGCCUGCCGCUGCUCCUGGCCGCCGAGCCCCGCGCCAAAAGUUGCUCCGAAGUGCGGAGGCUCUACGCCGCCAAGGGCUUCAGCCAGAGCGAAGCGCCGAGCCACGAGAUCAGCGGGGAUCACUUGAAAGUCUGCUCACAAGGCUACACAUGCUGCUCUCAAGAAAUGGAGGAGAAGUACAGUCAGCAAAGUAAACAUGACUUCAGAAAUGCUGUUGUAGAGCUUAGCAAUCACCUACAAACCAUGUUUAGUUCCCGAUACAAGAAGUUUGAUGAGUUCUUCAAGGAGCUUCUGGAGAACGCGGAGAAGUCUCUGAACGACAUGUUCGUGCGGACGUACGGGCGUUUGUACAUGCAGAACUCGGAGCUGUUCAAGGACCUCUUUGUGGAGCUGAAGCGAUACUAUGUGGGUGGCAAUGUCAACCUGGAGGAGAUGCUCAACGAGUUCUGGGCGCGCUUGCUGGAGCGCAUGUUCCGGCUGGUCAACCCCCAGUACCACUUCACGGACGAAUACCUCGAGUGUGUCAGCAAGUACACGGAGCAGCUGAAGCCCUUUGGGGACGUGCCACGGAAGCUCAAGCUGCAAGUGACACGAGCGUUCGUGGCCGCCCGCACCUUCGCGCAGGGCCUCGCGGUCGCGAGGGACGUCGUGAGCAAAGUGUCUGCGGUGAACCCCACGCCGCAGGGUACACGGGCGCUGCUGAAGAUGAUGUACUGCCCAUACUGCCGAGGUCUGGUAUCGGUGAAGCCCUGUUACAACUACUGCUUUAAUGUCAUGAGAGGCUGCUUGGCCAACCAAGGGGACUUGGAUGCCGAGUGGAAUAUCUUUAUGGAUUCGAUGCUGCUGGUAGCAGAGAGGCUGGAGGGUCCCUUCAACAUUGAGUCAGUCAUGGACCCCAUUGAUGUGAAAAUCUCCGAUGCCAUCAUGAACAUGCAGGAGAACAGCAUGCAGGUGUCUCAGAAGGUUUUCCAGGGAUGUGGCCAGCCAAAAACACUUGCCCAGGGCCGGACCGCCCGCUCCGUCUCCGAAAGCGGCUUCAGCGCCCGAUUCCGACCCUACAACCCGGAGGAGCGGCCGACCACAGCCGCUGGCACCAGCUUGGACCGACUGGUUACUGAUGUGAAAGAGAAGUUGAAGCAAGCCAAAAAAUUUUGGUCAUCUCUCCCUGGCAACAUUUGCAAUGAUGAAAAGAUGUCUGUAGGCACUGUCAACGAGAAUGAGUGCUGGAAUGGGAGCGCCAAGAGCAGGUACGAUUUUGCAGUGACUGGGAAUGGCUUAGCAAAUCAAGUGAAUAACCCAGAGGUGGAAGUUGAUAUUACCAAGCCAGAUAUGGUGAUUCGCCGGCAAAUCAUGGCUCUGCGGGUGAUGACCAACAAGCUGAAGAAUGCGUACAGUGGGAACGACGUCGACUUCAUUGACAUAAGUGAGGAGAGCAGCGGGGAGGAGAGCGGCAGCGGUUGUGAGCUCCAGCAGUGCUCACCGGAGUUCGAGUUCAAUGCCACUGAAGUCACCGGGAACUCCAAGAAGAGUGAUAAGAACGUGAACACUUCAGCUGCCACCCGGAGUGGUCUCUCACAAGCAGCCUUGCUCCUUAGCGUUUUCUUCUUGGCCAUGCAAAGACAAUGGAGAUAAUUGUGCAGCAUAGAGUGGGGGGGAAAAAGACUUUUAUUAUCAAAGUUAGAAGGCACCUGCUUUCACUUUUAUACCAUCUAGGGACUUUGCUUUUUAAGUUAAUGGACAACAGUGUACAGUUUUUACUAUGUUGCCACUGGUUUUAAGAUACUGAUUAUAUUUUUUUUCCCUUGCAAUUCUGGGAAUAACAGGAACAGGGAUGACCAAUCUGUCCCUUUCUCCGGGAGUCCAUGUUAGAGGUGGAUAACAAAAAUGUAUAUACAAGCCUGUAGUUAGCUCUGCAUUUGUGUCUUUUAUCACUUUUUGUUUGUUUGUUUGUUUUAUUUUACCAUCUUUCUUACGAAAACAAAACCCAGGGUCUUCUCUUGGCCUGUGACAAGUAUGUGUUUCUGAAAUGAGAAAUAUCUGUACAGAAGCAGGUUUUAUUUAUCAUGUUAUCUUAUGGGGGAAAAAAAAUAAUUGCCCAACAAGCAGAAAACAUGUUUCAUGUAGUUAACUUCCCAUUUAUCCACAUUAUGUUAGUUGCCUUAUCUGGAAAGAGGUGAAAGUAAUUUGUCUUUUAUUAUGCAGUAAAACAGAAGGUGAAGCAGAGCUGGUCGGUGUGCCAGGUGCCCUGUUUGCACAGGGUGUUAAUGCCAGGAACAAGUUGUACUUUCUUUACAGGAGGUUGGGUUAAAUUGGAAGAGACUACAGAGAACUGUGGUUCUGCAGGCGCUAAGGAGCGUCGUUGCUUGUUCCCCGGGACCUUUGCCUUUAGCUGUAACUCCUGUAGGUCAGUUCCCGACGUGCAUCCCCAUGGGAAUGAGGCAUUAAACUUGUUCGGUUGGAAGCAAGUGGUCGUCUUGCAGAUCCAAAUGCCAACACGUGUCUUGUCUGCAAAUUUGUUAGAUGAAUGCUGGAUGAAUUUGUAACGUUUCUGUUGUUUGGGGUUUUUUAAGGAAUCCUUUGUGGGAGGGGAGGUGAGAGCGGGGUCGGGUUUGUUUUUGCAGGAGUCCUGUGUCCUCUCCGAUGGAUGGUGAAAGGGAAGGACAGGCGGGCAGUGCCCCUGCUACAGUUGGAGGCAGGUGGGAGUAGGAGCAAGCAGGGUCUGGCAGGGCUGAAGAUUCCUUCUCUGUGAAUUUCACAGAAUCUUAAGGAUUGGAAGGGACCUCAAAAAAUCAUCCAGUCCAACCCCCCUACCAGAGCACAGUUGGUCUGCUGGGAGCUGAUGCCCAGUGGCUGGAGCUUUGCGGCGCUACUUGAGACACUCUCCUCUCUCUAGCUGUGCUUGUGCAGUUAGAACAGUGAUGUGGUGAAUGGCAACUCAUUAAUAAAUGUAUAUUUUAAAGAAAAGAGAUAAUUUUUAAAAAAAAGUUUAGGGAAAACACAGUCUUGGGAAAGACUCAAAAAUUAUUGUGCACGUCUCCUCCUGCUUUAGGUCGCCUUUAGGGCUGGCCGGACGCCUGGAUCUGGUCAGGAGAGCAAUCCAGAGAGAGAGGGGUUUGCUCUGUUCCACCCUUGUGUUGUAAGGAUAAUUUUCUAUUUUUAUAUUGAAGCAUUAAUUACUUGUUAGCUCAGGGUCAGCCUUAUAUUCAACUUUUAUUUUCACACCAAAUUUCUGCGAAGCUAUAAAGACGGAGUAUUCUUGGCUGGUAUAAACAAUCCUGGAGGCUUAAUUUUACUAGAAGUAGCCAGUUAUUUAUUAAAACAUGAUGUUAGUAGAGUUAGGAAUAUUCUGGCUAGAUUAUUUUUCUUUAGAAAAUAAAUCAUGGAACCAUAAAAUUGAAAAAGUUAUAAAUUUAUGUGUGGGAAAAAAUGGAUUGUAAAUAGCUAAGUUGCCUUGUGAGGAAUUGGAAAAUGUGCUGAUACUUAGAAACUACCUCAGCUCUGAGGAAUUUCCUUUCUAGCUUUGAGUGCUAUUACAUUUACUUGGUAGAAGUGAAUCUGGUCUCCAAUAUGUAGCUGAAAGAGUUAUCCCUGUAGACCUUGUUAGAUUGUUUUUAAUUUAGGGGGUUGAACUACAUCCAGCUGUUUUCUUUCAGCUAAGUUCCCUAACAAAGAGAAUUUCUGAAUUAAAUAUUGCUGAUGGUUUCCAUGACUUUUCCUGAUUUGUUUGGUUUCAUGGCAUUUUCUGAUUGCCCUUUAAUUAUUUAAAUGGUUCUAGCCAUUUUAAUUUUAAUCCCGAAAUAAACAAACCUUAGAUGCACUACCAUUGUAAAUAUAUAACAGUAAGGUCUGACUGGAUAACCCUUCUGGCUUAUACCCAGCUGGCAGGCCAGCAAAGUUUAAGUGAAGAAAAAAAAGAAAUGGAAAAAGAAAACUUGUUCAGAACUCAGAGAAUGGGGGAACAAAAGCCCUUGUGUUCAGAGGGGCUGACUUCUCCAACAUCUCCUUUCCUGGCCUGAGUGUUCCUAUGUAAGAAAGUUGCCUGUAAAUUCUCUUGCUUUCAGGAGUUUCUGCUCAGAAAAAAACACCAACACAACACCAAACAUGUUUCUAGAUUGAUAUUUAUCGUUUUACAACUAAUUGCUUACUAAUUAUUAUUUCUUAAUUUGGUACAAGCCACCAAUGCAAAGACCUGUCGUGAGUUCUAAGUGUGUCCAGUUGACUCUGUUAAUAUCACAAUGAUCCCUCUGCUUUAUAAAGGACAGAUUUGUCACCUGGGGGUACAGGAAACGAGUAAACAUCAAUGUAGGAUGAUCAAAA